Papaver somniferum (opium poppy) is the source of this 972-nucleotide messenger RNA. RefSeq lists its product as uncharacterized. The record is from RefSeq and is a predicted model, not a curated record. Bases 1 to 687 code for a protein of 228 amino acids. The transcript has 7 exons. NCBI's taxonomy places the organism in Eukaryota, Viridiplantae, Streptophyta, Magnoliopsida, Ranunculales, Papaveraceae.
AUGAGGGGUGGCCAAAAAGAAGCUUUUCCUCGCAACCCACUAGUUCAUUCUCCAUCAGGAGCUAAAAAUGGUUUCAAAUUAAGAGGUUUAAAGGAGAAAAGAUUUUUGUUAGGGGAGAAAAAUGAGAUUUUUUUGAGGUUAGAGAGAAGGAUAAGGAAGAAUGAGAAAAGGGUUGUAGUUGUUAAAGCUAACGGAGGGUUUGGCCUUAAUGGAGGUGGUGGUGGCGGAGGUGGUGGAGGAGGAGGUAACAACAACACUGGGAAGCUUUUGGGUAAUAUUGCUGUUGUAAUUGGAUUAAUUUAUCUUUCAGUGACAGACCAACUAGGAUGGAUUUUGGAUGCAAUUGUUUCACUUUGGCUACUGGCAAUAAUUUUACCGGCGUUGGGGCUGGGUGCUUUCAUCUGGUGGGCAGGUCAGGAUAUGGUACAAGACAGUUGCCCCAACUGUGGAAAUGAAUUUCAAAUGUUCAAAUCUUCUAUGAAAGAUGGUCCGCAGCUUUGCCCCUACUGUAGUCAACCUUUCUCAGUCAAGGGCAGUAAGUUUGUAAAAGAACCAACUAUCUUUUCAAAUCAGUCCACCACGUAUGGACAAGCAUUUGAUGGUUUCUCCGGCAAGAAAGGGAAAACUGGGAAAACCUCUUCUCUACCAGUUGUUGAUGUUGAAGCUGAAGUAAUGGAUGUGGACUGAUACCUUGUAUAAAACCUUUUCUUUGAUUGGUGUCAAGGGGUCCUCAAUAGACUCAUCUAUACAAUAUCAUAAACAUGAUAUUCAGGUAGAAGUUUUGUAGUUAUAAUGACUUGUGUCAGAGAGGGUUGUUGUUGCUGCAUUGUUGCAUGUAAUUUUCUAUUAUGGAAGUGUAUCAUGUAUUCAUCAGUAUCCAGUUUGGGUAAAUACCCAUUUACGCUGAGAGGCAAAAGAAGAGCUUAGAAACUUGCAUGUUUCAUUAGUAAAUUUAGCGUAGUCUUGUGUAAA